This is a messenger RNA of Gasterosteus aculeatus aculeatus (three-spined stickleback), 6094 nucleotides long. RefSeq names its product glutamate receptor, ionotropic, AMPA 1a (gene gria1a). The record is from RefSeq and is a predicted model, not a curated record. Gene Ontology annotation, cellular component: membrane. Gene Ontology annotation, molecular function: ligand-gated monoatomic ion channel activity. Lineage: Eukaryota; Metazoa; Chordata; Actinopteri; Perciformes; Gasterosteidae.
GGGGGGGGGAAGGCGACGGGAGAAGCGGUGGGGUGGAUUUAACUUGACACACGGACAGACCCUAUGCUUGGAUUUCGGAUCUUUUCCCCUUCGCCAAUGCCAAAGGAAAUAUGCAGCGAAGCCUCACCAUUCUCUACACCAGUUUACUGGGGUUGUGCUUGGGAUCAAGCUCAAGUUUCCCAAGUAACAUCAACAUAGGAGGAUUGUUCCCGAUCGAAUCGCACGAAUAUGAGGUGUUUCGGUUCGCGCUGUCUCACCACCAGGACAUCCCCAAGCUGGUGCCGCAGGUGGAUAUGGUCAAGAUGGGGAAUAGCUUCUCCAUGACAUACGCCUUUUGCUCCCAGUUCUCCAAAGGCGUGUACGCCAUCAUUGGCCUGUACGACAGGAAGACCGUCAACAUGCUCAUGUCCUUCUGCGGGGCGCUGCAUGUCUGCUUCGUCACGCCGUCCUUCCCCAUCGAGACGGCCAACCAGUUUGUCAUCCAGCUGAGGCCUGAGCUCCAGGACGCUCUGGUGGGAGUGAUCGACCACUACGGAUGGACCAAGUUUGUCUACAUGUACAGCUCUGACUCAGGCCUGUCAGUGCUGCAGAAGGUUCUGGACACAGCGGCGGAGAGGAACUGGCUGGUGACCUCGGUCAACGUGGAGACCAUGACGGAGGCCUCCUUCUUGAAAGUGUUCCAGGACUUGGACAAGAGGAAGGAGGGCCAAAUUAUCAUUGAUUGUGAGACGGAGAGACUCACUGGGAUCCUCAAAAAGAUUGUUGAACAAGGCAAGAAUGCAAAGAGCUAUCACUACAUCCUGGCUAACCUGGGCUUCCUGGACAUUGACUUGACAGACCUGAGGAAGGGUGGGGCGAACAUCACCGGCUUCCAGCUCGUCAACAGCUCGGAGCCCGUGGUCAGCCGCGUGGUCCAUCAGUGGAUGGAGUUUGACAACAAAGACUCCAAAGUGCCCAAAAGUGGACUCAAAUACACUGGCGCUCUAACAUAUGACGGGGUGAAAGUCAUGUACACGGCCUUUCAGAACUUAAGGAAGCAGAGGAUAGACAUCUCUCGCAGGGGCAACGCCGGAGAGUGUCUUGCCAACCCACCAGCUCCCUGGGGACAGGGCAUAGACAUCCAGAGAGCUCUGCAGCAGGUCCGCAUUGAUGGAUUGACCGGUCACAUUCAGUUCAACGAAAAAGGUCGCAGAACCAACUACACUGUCAGUGUCAUGGAACUGGCCCCCUCUGGGCCAAAGAAGGUUGGCUACUGGAACGAAGAUGAGAAGUAUGUGACCACUGCCAGCUUCGUGAGAGGCAGCAACGAGACGUACGGCCUGCAGAACAGAACUUACAUCGUCACCACCAUCUUGGAGUCUCCAUAUGUGAUGCUGAAGAAAAACCAUGAGCAGCUUGCGGGAAAUGACAAGUACGAGGGCUACAUAGUGGAGCUGGCUGCCGAGAUAGCGAAACACGUGGGCUACCAGUACAAACUGAAGGUGGUUUCAGACGGCAAAUACGGAGCCAGAGAUCCAGAAACCAAGAUGUGGAACGGCAUGGUGGGAGAACUGGUGUAUGGGAAAGCAGACGUGGCUGUGGCUCCUCUGACCAUCACCCUAGUUCGUGAAGAGGUGAUCGACUUCUCUAAGCCCUUCAUGUCCCUGGGCAUCUCCAUUAUGAUCAAGAAACCCACAAAAUCCAAACCCGGCGUGUUUUCCUUCCUGGAUCCGCUGGCUUACGAGAUCUGGAUGUGCAUCGUGUUCGCCUACAUUGGCGUUAGCGUUGUCCUCUUCCUCGUCAGUCGCUUCAGCCCGUACGAGUGGCACGCUGAGGACUACGAGGAGGGGGGCGAGCCGCAGACUCCCACCCAGGCGUCGGCCACCAACGGGAUGCAGGGCCAGACGCAGACGCAGCAGAGCACCAACCAGCAGAGUCCCGAGCAGACCAACGAGUUUGGCAUAUUCAACUCUCUUUGGUUCUCCCUGGGGGCCUUCAUGCAGCAGGGCUGCGACAUCUCACCACGCUCGCUGUCCGGCCGUAUUGUUGGAGGCGUCUGGUGGUUCUUCACCCUCAUCAUCAUCUCAUCCUAUACUGCCAACCUGGCGGCCUUCCUGACCGUGGAGAGGAUGGUGUCUCCCAUAGAGAGUGCCGAGGAUUUGGCCAAGCAGACGGAGAUCGCCUAUGGAACCCUGGAUGCCGGAUCCACCAAAGAAUUCUUCAGGAGGUCAAAGAUCGCCGUGUUUGAGAAGAUGUGGUCCUACAUGAAGGCAGCCGACCCGUCCGUGUUCGUCAAGACCACGGACGAGGGCGUGAUGAGGGUCAGGAAGUCCAAGGGCAAGUAUGCCUACCUGUUGGAGUCCACAAUGAACGAAUACAUAGAGCAGAGGAAACCGUGCGAUACUAUGAAGGUGGGAGGAAACCUGGACUCUAAAGGUUAUGGCAUCGCCACACCCAAGGGCUCCCCUCUCAGAAUCCCAGUAAACCUAGCGGUGUUGAAACUCAGUGAGCAAGCCGUCUUAGACAAACUGAAAAACAAAUGGUGGUACGAUAAAGGGGAGUGUGGCAGCAAGGACUCCGGAAGAAAGGACAAGACGAGCGCUCUGAGCCUCAGCAAUGUGGCGGGAGUCUUCUACAUCCUGAUCGGCGGCCUGGGCCUGGCCAUGCUGGUGGCGCUGGUGGAGUUCUGCUACAAGUCCCGGACCGAAUCGCGCCGAAUGAAGCAAUCCAUCAACGACGCCAUGCGCUGCUCCACCCUGACCAGGAUGAGUGGCAACGGGAGCGGCGGAGAGAACGGGCGCAUCCUCACCCACGACUUCCCCAAGACCGUUCAGACGCUGCCCUGCAUGAGCCACACCGCCAGCAUGGGACUGGGUGCCUCCGGCAUGUGACCGUCACGUGACUGUGCUGGCGGCGGGGAAUAGCCAGGGUGGGGCAGAAGAAGAGCACAGGACUCUUAAAUGACCUCAAAUAUCAUGGCCGUCUGGUUUGACCCAUCCACCCGACUGGCUGUCAUCUGCGCCCGACUUGAACAAGACUUAACCUACUGCCAAAAUGCACUCACGGACCGCUCAGUACCAACUACGAACUGACUCGCGACGCUUUUUUUAAUAAGUGGAUGUUUGAAAACGAAAUAUGGGGGGGGUGGGGGAAAAAAAGAAGUGUGCUGCAAUAAAGAAGCCGUCAACGGAGCGCGUUUUUUGAAUUUUUUACAGUGUUCCAUUGUGUGAGAAAAAAAAAAAAAGAACUUUAUUCUUCAGUGUGACGCCUGCGCUGUGCCAUUCCACUGGAGCUGUCGACGUUAGUCUACGUGUGCAAUAUCUCCACCUCCUCCGCUGACCUCGUACUACCUAGAUGCUUUCUGAUGGCGGGCGCGACGUGUCUUUGCACGGAUGUGACAGCAGGACAAACACUUGUGACUGUGCUGCAAGAUAACGUGAUUAUUAUUUUGGGACACAUCCUGCUCUCUUUCACUCACAUUUACACGGCGUUUCGGAAGGACCAAGUGCUUCGUGUGGCACAGACAGUUUUUAUGACGAUGUGAUUCACACUGAUUUGAAAAGUCAAAAAUAGUUUGAUUCGAUUUCUCCUCAAUUCAAGGUCAGCGGCGUUUAAAUCAGAGGUUAACCGGACCAGAACAAAACACGCGUUAUUGCUACACAUCAUUUAACACAUCAUGCCUUGUAUUUGUUUCACACAUCCGCCCUCACAAAUGCACAUAGAUAGUACACUUAUUGCUGCUGGGUCAUGUGUUUGACUAAAAAUAAGAUGGAGAGUUUAAUGGUUUAAAAAAAAAAAAUGUCAGAGGGUGGAUUUAAAAAUGAGAAUAUAAAAUAGAGGAAACACACUAACGCAUUAUUCAGUGGCUACGUAAUGAGUGACCUUACACUGUAUUCUACUGUUGUGACAUUCAUAGCAUAUCCAUCGAUAUACUACGGGGUAUAUGUGCGGCACCCGUUAAAUAAAAGAGAUCAAUUCAGAUAUAAUCGGGAGGAAAUAUUGCUCAAACUGUUGUUGGACGUGGUGCUGCAUAUUCCACUCCCCCUCGUGAUAUAUUUUCCCAACUUGUUGAGAUCGACCUGUAGGUGCGUGGCCUAUAAAAGAAAAGUUAACCUCUUCUGGUGAUUGAAACAGUGAGUGGCCGCCCCAAGAACUGCGGGGCACAGCUGACAAAGUGCAGACGGUCCUGGUUUGACAUGCAGGCCGCAAAGGAAAACGCCCCCUAAAAACAUUUCAAUACUCGCAAUACAAAAUGACCAUUGAUGGUGUGGUUUGCAUUUCUUUGUCGGUUAGUGGUUUAUUUUAUACUCCCACGCGUUCAACAUUGACAAUGACGGUAUUCCUUUCGGUCAUUUUGGGAUUCAGAUUAAAAAGGAAAGAAAAAAAGAUAAAUUAAUAAGGCUAGCAUGAUUUUAUAUGUAUAUAUAUUUUCGAUGCUAUAAGACCUUCAUAAUCCAAUCCAAUCUAACAGCAUCGUGUUACGGGGGAUUUGCUUUCGAUUGUUAUACUAUAAUGAAGGACACUAAACCUUGAAUUGGCAUUUUAUGUUUUCAGGAGAUUUAAUACUUGUUCUCCCUACACUGUCUACACUCACCCCUAACCCUAUUGAUAACUGGCAGCUUUAUUUUUCAUAAAAUAUUGCUUAAACAGAAGUAAAUAGGAACGAUUUUAGUCUGGGAAAAAGGCAAAAAUAUCCUCAUCAUAAUAAAGUAAUAAAGUUAUCAGUCUUACGGGGGGAAACUGUACGAAUAAUCCAGUAAUAGUUUUCCACUAUGCAUCAGAGUAAAGGGUCCAUUCUAUGCCUUCUUAAACACAAGCAUCUCACUGCUCACUUUCCCACUUUUAACUUUCAAAAAUAAAAAGUAAAGCCAUUUGAUCUCCUGUGGGGACAGAAAGCCUGUAAAAUAUAGGAAAUCAUCAGCUUAAAUCCAAGCAGGUGACAUAUGUCAAAAGGGGUAAAAUAGCCAAUUGCAGUAAUUCAUCACAGAAUAAGUACUGAAACGCACUGAACAUCAUCAUCACACCAGGGGUCCAACUGUGUCCAAAGGUGUGAUUUUAUUUUAAGGUGACUUGAAGGUUGUUGCUUAAAAUGAGACUAUGCGUGCUGCCGGAGGCCAGAGGUCAGCUUUAGAUUAGGUACCACACAGUCUCACAGCCGAGGCCAAGCGCCUGUACACAGGCUGCACUCAUCCUCCGCUUCCACCGCUGGUUGUGUAUUAUUUUUCUUCUCUUCCGAGUUUCUUCUUUAAAGAAUAUGGUACCAAAUCUGAUAAAUGAUCUCUUUCUCUACGUCCUCAUAGGCACAGUCAGAGUUUACUGAAAUCAUACAUAUCUCCACAUACCGUGUAUAUAAAAGACUUUUCCUCUUCCCGUAGUGAAACUAUUCGUUCCGCUCCCUCAUCGCGCCUCAGUGGACCUGAAUUAGUUCCCUUCCGCGUGAGUACGUUUCCGUCCCCCCCCCCCAAACUAUGUCUUCUUUUUUUGUUGAUGUUGUAUUGAUUAUAGGACACGCCACAGCACUCUUCAGUGAAGGCACUACCCUCAGACAGAUGUUUUAUAUGCCAUAAAAGAUUUGUACAAAAUUACAAUUCUAAAAAAAAAUAAAAAAUAAAAAAGAUGCUCAAUGUUUGUAUUAUAAAGGAGGGUUGGGGUGCUGGGGAAAGUGUUACACUUGGAAUUGUGUAAAGAAUAUAACACUCACACACUGAUGUUGAAUAAUCUGUGACGCUAAUGCUGUUUAAAGACAGUUUUGAGUUUGUUUAAUUUAAAUUUCGUUUUGCAAUUUCAAAAAGGAUUUCCUGUUGGUGUUUUUUAAGUGCUUGGGAUUUAACACCAUUUGAGUAUUUCUUUGUUGUUUUCCUUUUUCACAGUAUUUUACUACUGGAGUCAAAUCAACAGUUUGUUCCCCAGAAACAUCAUUAAUGUUGUUUUUUAGACUAUGGAAAGGGUGUUACUGAGUUGCAAAAUUUAAACACUGGUCAAUAAAAAAAAAAGUAAAUGAAUAGAACUACAGUAUUAGGAUUCAGUCUUUUGAGAAUUAAUCUUUUUUUUCUAACCAAAGUGUCCUGGAAGGAAGUCAUCAUGCUUUUGUAACAGAAUAAAGAUAUAAACUGUU